CUGCUGUGAUUGGCUGCAGGUGGUGCAGCAGCUGAUCCGGUUCCUGCACCGGCUGGCGUCCCUGAACAAGGACCUGGCGGUGGUGAUGUGCCGGCUGGGGACCCGGGAUGCUCUGGGCCGGGCCCUGGACAAGCACGGCACGCACCUGCUGCUGCUCCCAGAGCUCCGGGACCUGGUCUCGGACUGUGAGAAGAACGCCAGCCUCUACAAGAGGAUGACCACCAGCGUGCUGGCUGGGUGCAUCCAGAUGGUGCUGGGUCAGAUCGAGGAGCAUCGCCGCAGCCAUCAGCCAAUCAACAUCCCCUUCUUCGACGUCUUCCUCAGGAACCUCUGCCAAGGUGGGUGUCCCACAACGAGGGGUGUUAGAGACAC
Etheostoma cragini (Arkansas darter) is the source of this 372-nucleotide messenger RNA. Its product is annotated as cullin-7-like. Lineage: Eukaryota; Metazoa; Chordata; Actinopteri; Perciformes; Percidae. The annotation marks the transcript as partial. The transcript is spliced from 2 exons. The record is from RefSeq and is a predicted model, not a curated record.